This is a messenger RNA of Camellia sinensis, 1449 nucleotides long. Lineage: Eukaryota; Viridiplantae; Streptophyta; Magnoliopsida; Ericales; Theaceae. The record is from RefSeq and is a predicted model, not a curated record.
AUGGGGUUGAAGGGGCAACAUAAUCAGCUCUUACUGGGUGCUAUGAAAGAGCACAAAUCUGUUGAUAUGAAGUGGUUAAGUUGGAACAUCAGAGGGAUUGGCAUGAAUGAGAAGUUGAGAAAAAUUAAGAAGGUCUUGGUAGAUAGGAAAAUAGAUUUGGCAUUAUUUCAAGAAACAAAAAAGGCAAGCUUUUCACGUGUGAAUGUUAAAAGAUUGUGGCCUAGAGACAAAAUGGAGUUCAUGGUUGUUGAUGCUGAGGGCAGGGCCGGGAGGCUGAUUUGUGUAUGGGAUCCUAAUGUGUUUCAGCUCUCAGAUUGUUGCAGCAAUAGGCAUUUCAUUCUGCUUGCAGGUACUGUUCUUAACUCAUUUGAUUGUGUUGUUCUUAAUGUGUAUGCUCCAAAUGACCCUGUGAGGAGAGGUAAAUUAUGGAAGAUCCUAGUAAACUUGAAAGCAAGUUUCACUAAACCUUGGUGCGUUUAUGGAGAUUUUAAUGAAAUUAGAUCAGUGGAUGAAAGAGUGGGUUGUUCAAGAAGGGAAAGAGGUAUAAGUAUGAAAGACUUCAAUGAUUUUAUAGAUAGGUGUGAGUUGACUGAGUUACCAAUGCUGGGUAAGAAAUUUACCUGGUGUAAUGCAAUUGAUGGCAAUAAAUGGAGUAAAUUUGAUAGGCUCCUACUGAGCCCUGAGUGGAUUGAAAGAUUCAAGCCCAAACUGUGGGGAUUACCUAGACACAUUUAUGAUCAUUGUCCUCUACUUUUAAUGGAGGACGUAAGGGAUUGGGGACCCAAACCCUUUAAGUUCACUAAUGCUUGGGUGUUGCACCCCAAUUUUGCAUCCUUUUUAGAGAGAGCUUGGCAAGAGUCACAGCUAAAUGGAAGAGCAUGUGUAAUAUUGCAAAGGAAAUUACAUGCAUUGAAGCUAGCAUUAAAGCAAUGGAGCAAAGAGUUGUUUGGUAAUGUCUCAGAGAAAAUUAAAGAAAUUGAGAGCCAGUUGUACUCAUUGGAUUUAUUGGCUGAAGAUAGACCCUUGGUGGAAGAAGAGCUAAAGCUAAAAAGAGAGACAAGUAGUCAACUAUGGAGGUUUGGUAGAAUGUUGGAAUGGUCAUGGCUGCAAAAGUCAAGAUUGGAGUGGAACUUAAAAGGGGACAGAAACACCAAAUUCUUUCAUGUGAUGGCGAACAGUAGGCAGAAUAAGAAUGCACUAAACUCUAUCCUAGUGAAGGGGUUGGUUGUUGAGGAUCUAGGGCAAGUGAAGAAUGUGGUAUGGGCACACUUCAACAGGCACUUUUCAGAAGCAUGGACGAUUAGACCUGUCUUAACUAGUGAUUCAAGAGUGUCAGAUGUAGUGAUUGGUUUCAGCAGCUGGAAGCAUAGUUUUCGGAGGAAGAGAUAUGGGCAACGGUCAAAGAGUGCAAUGGAAAUAAAGCACCAGGUCCCAAUGGCUUUAACUUAA